UUGUUUGUUGUUUGUGUUUGUGGUGUUUAUUUUGAUUAUGUUUGUGUGUGUUCGUGUUGGUGGGCUCUUUCGAAGUUGCACGUACUGGGACAGUAAUUGAAGUGAACAUUCGUACUGUGAAGGGAGUAUUAGACCAUCAGAACUUUUAAAGUUUAGGACAAUAUUACAGGUGCGGGAUUGCGUUCUCAAACCACAGCCGAGGCAACAGCCAGCGACCAGCAACCAGUGACCACCUGGCACCAGCAUCCACCUCCCGCUCCCCCGCACUCCAUAGAAGACCCGUGGGUCCAGUUGUCCAUUCCCCUAUUCGUCCACACAGGAGACCAACCACAUGAAGAUCCUGAGGGUUCAGUAGGCUCAACUAGAGACCCACCUACACUGUCUCCUGCCUGAUGAAAGGAUGCUGUGCAAUCUCAAACACAGACCGCGUUCUCCUCAAUCACCAACUACAACCCCGGCCCAGGUCUCUGUCUUACCCAUGCGAAGAGUGACAUGGGCAUCCCUCAUAGAAGGAAAUAAGAGUGCAAAAGAUUUGUCUUUGAGUAAAUCACUUUCGUGGUUGCUACGACAUGGAGCAAUAACUGAAGGACUGACUGUGAAUGAGAACGGUUACAUACAACUGGAGCAAGUGCUGCAGCACAGAUUGUUUGCCCGCCGUUGCACUGCUGCAGACAUCCGUCGAGUCAUCACUCUCAGCAAGAACCGUUUCUCUCUCCAGGCUAACCCCAAGACUGGAAUAUAUGAAAUCAGAGCCAACUCUGGCCAUACCUUCAAGGAUUCAAACAAUCAGGAAGUAAAAGCUGUUGUAAAAUUGAACCGGGGCAGACCAAUUCCUCAGCCAGGCCUCAGGACUGUCAAGAAUAGUCAUUCUCAGUCCGAGAACCUCAGGAACUACAAUUUGCCAGUGGGUAACAUCCGUCUCUCAGAAGAGGAGGAAGCUGAUGGGAGGCAUGAGAAUGACAAGUUGAUGAAAUAUACUGAAUUGAAGAAGGCUUUAGUGUGGAUUUUACGUCAUGGUGCAGAGAAAGAAGGAUUAACAGUAAAAAGACAUGGUUAUGUCUCCAUUGAUCAAGUAUUAAACCAUGCUUACUUCAAAAACAAGUGCAUGAGAGAAGACAUCUUAACUGUGGUCAACAAUGAACCAUACAACUUCAAAAUCAGAGAAGGUUCUCGUUCUCAGAAGCUGUAUAUAAGAGCAAGAAAGGAACAUCCUAUUAAGCAAGAGCAAGAAGAUUGGUCAGUAAUUCAGGGGUCAAUUUAUCUACCCUUGGACUAUAUAGUGCAUGGGAUCAAUGGCUCAGAUUGGGACUAUGUUUCACAGAAUGGUCUGAAGGUUUCGUCUGUAGGAUAUCUCUACUUCUCACCCUACGAGCCAUCCGAUUGCUGGCACACUCGUGGUGUUUACCGGUACGAUGAUAUAUAUGUCUAUAUCAACGCCCAUGCUGCUAUGCAAGAUGGUAUAGAAUUUUUCCGGACUGCUGAAGACUCAGUUGCUACCAAAGGGGACAGUGAAGGUUUUAUUGGAACUCAGUAUUUUAGGAAAGUUGUUGAGGCUCAAACAGGUAAUCUCUUAUACUCAGAUGGAUCCGACGACGAGUAACAAUGUUUUCUGCGAGGCGUGUAACAUCACUAUGCACAAGAACUCUUCCGAGUCACACUUCAAUGGCAAAAAACACAUGAUAAAACAGCAACAAUUUGAUAAGGUUAACAAAACAGCCGUAGUUAGAGCUCCAUCUGAUCCAGAAACAAGUGUGUUCUGCGAGGCAUGUAACAUCUACUUGCACAACAACCUCUAUGAGUCCCACAUCAGUGGGAAAAAACAUUUGUUAAAACAGAACAAAUUUGAGAUGGCUAAUAAAGCGGUUUUUGUUAGUGGUAAGUUCACACUGCCGUACACAUUAAUUAAUUAUUCUACC
Molecule: messenger RNA, 1916 nt
Organism: Homalodisca vitripennis (glassy-winged sharpshooter)
Lineage: Eukaryota; Metazoa; Arthropoda; Insecta; Hemiptera; Cicadellidae
Product: tRNA 2'-phosphotransferase 1-like
Exons: 10
Coding region: 401-1600 (399 amino acids)
Biological process (GO): tRNA splicing, via endonucleolytic cleavage and ligation
Molecular function (GO): tRNA 2'-phosphotransferase activity
Source: RefSeq, a predicted model, not a curated record